GCCGCCCAGGCUUUGAAGGCAUAUCUGGUGUUACGUCUAGCAGUUCAUGACGAGCCCCAAUGGGUCGAGACAGGAAUACUCACACUUAUAUGGCUGGUGACUACUGGAACUGCUGAUCUAGUGUCGGCUGCGCUGUUGCAACUUGAAUCCUCCUUGAACGAAGUAUACGAAGUCUGGGACAGGCGUCUAAGUCCUGAGGCAACACAGGGUGCCUUGGUUCUCCUUUGGAAAAGAAUAGGUGGCGCUAUUGAGCACGGCCAACACCAAGAUACUAUCUAUUGGUGCCGUAUCGCCUUGCACCAGAUGUUCUCUGAUGCAGGUGACCACAACAUUGGAAAGCUCGAAAGGAAGUUGAUUCAAUGUUUUAUCGAUAUAUCUGAUAAUGACGCAGCACUGGGUAUUUUUCAACACAUGCCAGCAAGCAGGAGAAACCAGCCACUGAGUAGAUUCCUCUGGUACAGUCUUGCGCUUCGCCGUCAGGAUGACAGCUCCGUGCAAUCUGCUCUCGGGGCACUUGCCUCUGCUCACGAUGAACAAAACCGCUUGUUGUUCGCCGCGGUAUCCGAGGCGAUGAAAUAUGGUACCAAGCGGCAGGGAGCACAGUUGUUACAGCGAAUCCUCGACAAGUAUAACGACAUGGAAUCUCCAGUAUUCGAUAGACCUUCACUUCUCAGAUGCUCAGCUCGUCUCUUGCUUUCGGCCAUAGUGGAAGAAGGAAUCAAGCUGGAGGAGCUUUUGUCAAGGCUUUGUGCGAUAUUCAAAUCAGCUGUCGCCUUCUCCCAGGCACCAUCAGCCCAAAAAGGGUUGCCAAUCACCUUAUCAUUGGACGACUGCAGAUGGUUUGAGGGGACGGGCUUCAAGGCAGCUUUAGAAAAUCUCAACACAUGGCCCGCCAAGUACAUCAUUGAUCUGCUGCAUUACUCCUCUCAAAUACAAUACCCCGAGAAGAGCUCGCCAACUUCUCGGGCUGAGAAGAUUCUUCACGAGAUCGAUUCAUCAUGCGUUCAGGCGAUAUUGUAUCUGGUCGAGGCAAGAGCUUCCUCUUCGUCAACGACUCUUGAAGACAUUCCAAAAUCGUCCUACUCUAGCAGGGCGCCGCCAGUUGCAGGAGAAAUACAAAGCACACUAUAUCGGAAUGUGAUCGCAAAGUACUCACAUGCACGACGACUUUUCGACGACUUGUCCGAAAACUCAUUAGACGUCGAGAUCUUGAAAGACUCAACAGAGAAACUCGUUGGUCUUCUCCCGUUCGUCUUUGAAUCAAUGCUGUUCCCGACAACUCAGGCCCAGGCCUCAGGCCAGCCAUUGGACUUUUCGUCUAUGAUUGAACUUAUUGACGAGGUUGUGAGAAUGAAAGCGACCGAAAAGGUCUACUCGCUGAUAGUGGAUAUGAUUCUCUCCUCGAUUAUUAUCGACGCUAAGGGUUUCACGAGUGAAGGGCAAGGUUCCACACGAGAUUCGAAGUCUGUAGGAAAGCUUUCAACCAUGUGUGCAACUGAGCUGCUCAGUAAAAUAAUCUUCAAUAUUCGGGAUGAGCCAACUUAUACUGUUUCUGACGCCUCACGCUGGAUCCGCUGUGUUGUACAGCUUAUCCUUGACCAGUAUGGCAAUACCACCAAAGCCGCGGCAAGCAAAAUAAUGAUGAACCUUGACCAAAAGUUGGCCUUUCAAACAGUAAAAGCAAUCACGGAACAAGCAUUGGCCCUAGCAAAGUCG
Messenger RNA from Exophiala aquamarina CBS 119918, 1716 nucleotides. RefSeq lists its product as uncharacterized. The annotation marks the transcript as partial. Gene Ontology annotation, biological process: regulation of synaptonemal complex assembly; meiotic cell cycle. The transcript has 5 exons. NCBI's taxonomy places the organism in Eukaryota, Fungi, Ascomycota, Eurotiomycetes, Chaetothyriales, Herpotrichiellaceae. The record is from RefSeq and is a predicted model, not a curated record.